AGUACAUAAGACCGAGAAGGCAGUAGCAGUUCACUCACUCACUCCACAGCAACAGAGACAGAGCUGGGUGUCAGGGAUCCAGUGUUCUGGAAAGAACCAGCGUGCACUCUUCUUUCUACAGCCAAGAAUCAACAAUGGCAAGAGUUCCAGAAUGUCAGGAAGAGUUGAUGGAAUUCUGCAGCAUGAAUGAAGAUACACAAUUCUAUGAAGACCAGCCUUGUUUGACUAAGAAUGCUUGCCAAGUCCAGAAACAGUGUGCCUGCUGUUCCCAAGUUCAAUGUGCCUGUGAAAUGGACAUUCAGGUAAAGAUCACCCAGAAGGUCCCAACCAAGAACUUCCGGAAAGCUGUGGUGAUUGUGGUUGCUGUUGAGAAGAUGAGGAUCAACGCAAAAGCCAGGGUUUUCACUGAUGAUGAUUUGCUAAACAUCCUGAACGCUGUCUUAGAACCUGUACCUUUUGACAAGUGUGAAUUCACUUACAGCACAGAUCCCAAUUACCGCUUCACCCGAGCUAUUUCCUAUGAUAUCCAAGACAUUAAGCAAAAGUUCCUUGUCCUGAAUGAGCCCGCCCAGCUGAUGGCUAUGCAUCUUCAAGGUUCUAACAUCCAUCAUGCAGUGAAGCUAAAAAUGGCUGUAUACCGUUCAAAAGACACUGUAAAAAAUCCUAUUGCACUGGGCAUCAAGGGGACCGGUCUCUGCUUGUCUUGUGUGCCAAAAGGAGAAGGGCAGCCGGAGCUGCAGUUGGAGGAAGCAAACAUCCUUCGCAACAUUGACAAAUCGAAGUUGGGUCGCUUCAUCUUCAACAGGGUGGACAUCGGGAACACUACAAGGUUCGAAGCAGCAGAUUUCCCUGGCUGGUUCAUCUGCACUUCUUCACAGUCCAAUGAAGCUGUUGGCAUGACUAAUCAGCUUGGGCAAGUCUCAAUCGUAGAUUAUGUUCUUACAAAUGAAAAGCAGUUGUAGCUUAAACCAAGUCCUUGUGUGUACUAUGUACACUUUCUGUAAUGUAUGUGCAUUUUCAGAGCCUGUACUAUUGGCAGAUUCUGAAAAUACUUUCCCUGGAGGGGGAAAUCUCCUAGAAUCUAGGGGAAAGCACUUAAUAAUGAGAGAACUCUUUAUAAGAAUUUUCAUCACUAGGUCUCAGCUUUACAAAUGUCAGACAAGUGCAGCCUGGGAUCUGUUGAAACUGUUGCCCAAGUUUUAUUAUUUAAAGGGUGGCAGGGGGAAGGGUAGAAAUGUAGUAUUUUAUCACUGCAUUCUAAGCCAAUGUGCCUGUAAAUAUUUAACAGUUUCUCUGUUU
Eublepharis macularius is the source of this 1299-nucleotide messenger RNA. Its product is annotated as interleukin-1 beta-like. The coding region runs from base 135 to 962 and encodes 275 amino acids. Gene Ontology annotation, molecular function: cytokine activity; interleukin-1 receptor binding. NCBI's taxonomy places the organism in Eukaryota, Metazoa, Chordata, Lepidosauria, Squamata, Eublepharidae. The record is from RefSeq and is a predicted model, not a curated record. Gene Ontology annotation, biological process: positive regulation of gene expression; inflammatory response to antigenic stimulus; cellular response to lipopolysaccharide. The transcript has 7 exons.